GCAGUUGGUCAAGGCUAGGUUGACAUUGUCCUCAAUAAGAGUCAUUGUUACUAUGGUCCAAAGUCUUGCAGGAAUUUUUAAAAUAUGUUUGCUUUUUUUUUUUUUUUUAACCAGGUACCUGGAACAUCAGGUGUAAUUCUGUGCCAAGCCACAAAAAGAAUGAAAGCCCAGGACUUCCCCCUGGGCACCAGCUUCCACGUGUAUUUGGGACAAAAGUAAAAUCUUCCCAAGGCUUGUUGAGAACUUCCUGCUGGUUCACAUUUCAAAGAGAGCCUGUACUUAAUCCCCACACUCACACCAGAGCUCAGAGUACACGGAGGAGUUCCAGAGCCGAGUUACUGCCGUCCGGAGACCUGGUGAGAAGAGCCAGCCAGAUGGAAGCCAGACCUCCAAAGGGCCCAGGCAAACAAUUUACAUUUGAUUAUGAAAAUGAAGUCCAUAAACGAGAUUACUUCAUUAAGUCACCACCCCCUCAGCUCUUCUUCUCAGCAACCUCCUGGAAAAAGCGUCUUUUUAUUCUGUCCCAGAGUCAGGGGAAGGGUCUUAGUCUUUCAUAUUACAAAGACCAUCACCGUCGAGGUUCCAUCGAAAUCGAUGGCAGCGCCACUGUAGAGGUCGGUAUAAAUAGCCAGGAAAAGAUGCAAUCUGUGCAGAAGAUGUUCAAAUGCCACCCGGAUGAGGUGAUGUGCAUCAGAACCGUAACCAGGGACUACUUCCUUAUUGGCCGAGACAGGGAGAAGAUUAAAGACUGGGUCUCCUUCAUGACACCAUACUGCCGGGGUGUAAAAGCAACCCAUCAGAGAGCAGAGCAGGAGAAGCCUUCCCUGGGUGACAGAAGGCCAGUUUCUGACCCCAGUCCUUUCUUGGGUCUCUGCAACAUACCAGAGGGUAUCAGCCUUGCAUCACCGAGGGCCAGUCUUCCAGAGCAUUUAAUACAAAAAAGUCUCCAAAGAUUCAGGCAAGAUCAUUACCAUCAUGAACAUGAUUUCUACUCAGAACCAACUCAAGAUGCAGAAGAGGAGGAAUACUACCUCACUCCUCGAAGCGUCUGCUUAGAAUUAGAGAAUAUUGAUGGAGCCAAUGAUUCUGGUGACUCCGCUGAAUCCAAUAGCCCAGACCAAGGUUUCAAGAGAGCUGAGAGCAAUUACGUGUCAAUGAGAUCAAUGAGAUCCUGUCUAGUUAAAGAAGCAACCUCUGCACCAGCCGACUGCCAAGCCGAAUUCCAGAUUUCUCCCGAGACGUCAGAGCUGGGGCCUCCACAUCAAGAACAAGACACAGGAAGCGAUCCUUGUCUUCUGCCUGCUGAUUCAGAAGCACAAACCACAGAUGACCAACAGGGGUCCGCCUCACUAACUGUUGUGAAAUUGUCUAUACUGCUCAACAACAUCACGGAUGAGAGCCAGGUGGAGACUCUGAAUGUGUUCCUCUCUCCUCGGGAUGUCAUCAACUAUCUCGCUCUGGUGGAAGCAGCAGGACGGAUAUGUGUGGCUCGCUGGGAAGGCCCUCCCCGACUAGGGUGCUUAUUCCACCAUGGAGAUCACAUCUUGGCUGUGAAUGACCUGAAGCCCCAAAGCCUGGAGGAGGUGUCCCUGUUUCUUACCCGAUGUAUCCAGAAAGAGAAAGUGAAACUCUCCAUUGGCCGGAUCCCAAAUUCAGAGAAGCUCCAUGCUUUCCCCUGUGCGUGCUCCUUAAGACACCAGUUUGCUGAGUCUGCCCAGCAGGAUCUGCCAGGCCGGGAGAGGACACCAAAGAGGAGUCCUGCCAUCAAAAAGAACCAGAAGGAAGCUAUUGGAGAGUAGGCUGCCACAGGCCCGGGACACGAAGGUUGGAGCCCUGGGGCAUGCACGGCCCUGUGAUUGGAGACAAGACAGCAUCCUUCUCUGAGCCACUGUGCUGACUUAACGGUGGGGUCACUGGCCCUCUUAGGCUUUUUCGUUGGGAAAGUCACAUGGGACUAAGGAAUAGAGUUAGAACAGGAGGGCUUAUUAUCUGAGACUCUGCCCCAGAUGUGGCAGACACCGUAUCAGUAAAUCCCUGGUGUAAUUAAUAGCUGUGUGCUUCUGAGGUCACAGUCCACACCACUGCCUCUACGUCAGUCAGCCAUAUCAUUUCAGGGAUGCAAGAGAGUGAAAGUCUGUAUCAGUCCUCCAGGACGCUUCCCAUCAGGCAAGCUGAGUGGCCUCUCUGUCUCACUCAGUACACCUGCUCUCUUAAAGAUACACUAACUGGGGGCUGGGGAUUUAGCUCAGUGGUAGAGCGCUUACCUAGGAAGCGCAAGGCCCUGGGUUCGGUCCCCAGCUCCAAAAAAAAAAAAGCGUUAAAAAAGAUACACUACACUAACUGUUUGGGAAGCUUGGCGCUGUAUCCAGCCAAGAUGCGCUUGCUCUAAAAAUAAAUGGGAAACUAUGUUUGGGCACUCUUAAUUGAUUGGUUUAUUGCCAAAUCAAUUCUGCAAAGCCGAAAGAAUCAAAGGCCUUUUAGCAAUCAGGGAAAAGGAGCAGCGAUCAGCCUAACGCUAAUCAGCCUGGGGACUGUGGGUGCGAAGGGGGAUUUAGAAACUGCAUCUUAGCAGGCUGUCCUCUCGGGGAAGAAAUGGAGGCUUUGAAGGACCGUGAUGCUCAGUCGUCCUGACUCAGUGUUCUGGAGCGGUUCCGGGUCAGAACCACAAAUCCGAUACCAGCUUUAGAAAGAAAACUCUCUGACCUUCGCCUUGUGUGUGGGUUUAGGUUAGUAAAGACCUUCGGCAAGCAGAGGAGACAUUGAAUGCACUUCAGUUCCUGUUACCUAGAUUACUGCCAGUGUAAAACGUGUAUGUCUACAUAAAACAGGGAAAAGAAAUACAUGUGCAUGUAUGACUGUUUACAAUCCCAUAAAUAAGAAGUCAAGCCACUUUGUCGAGGAAAUGAAUAAGCAUCGAGGUGAAACUGCUCAAAACCAGCUGUGGGGAUGGAUUCAUGGGCUCUGAAAUCCAAAUAUCCCCUGGUCUCCACAUGCCCUCAAGGGGGCAAGGAGGAAUCUGAGGAUCUAGGAGUUGACCAUCCACCCAGCUCGCAUAAACAUGACUGCUGGUCCUUCCCAGCAAGCUGUCAGCCUGCCACCCUCCCCCAACCCUGGAACUUCCCUCCUGCCACAGAAUGGGGGGGGGGGGGCAUGUUUUGUUGUGAGGACCAUGCUCUGGGUGCUUCUCCUAUUCAAAAUGUUUGCUCUCAAAACGAAAUCGCUGGGCAGACUCCAAACCCCAAAUCCCAAUAUGGCAGCUCUUGUGUAGGAGUCUGGAAUCUGCGUCCUCGUUCUGUGGCAUCAAUGCACUCCUGAGGGAUUUGACCAAGGAACAGAGUUCCUUGAUGAAUCAUCCCAGGGGCUCUGUGGAGAGGCCAGUGUGGAACUUGCACUCCUCGAGGAAGAUCUGGUCUUCAACUGUGCUGAAGGAGGCAAAAGGUCAUUGAUCCACCCACCUCCAGCAGGGAGCUCCACCCACCCCCCACAGGGAGCCCCACCCACCUCCAGCAGGGAGCCCCACCCACCUCCAGCAGGGAGCUGGUCCUGAGGAAAGCUGCUCCUCUUUUCCCCUUGUUUCCUCCUCUGUGGAGCACAACACAAUCACAAUGGAGGAAGAAACCUUCCUGGCUGGGCUUAGGUAUGUGCUGCUGGCAGCUGAGGUGGACAGGAGAAGCCACCGCUUCACUGUUCUCUGUGCUGUUCCUCAGAGUCUGCCCUCACUUCCUCUGUGCCUCCCCUUUCUUAGAGCUGGAAGCAGCUACAAUGUCAGUUCUUUCUCCUAAGAACAGCAGUAACCACGGGAAAACUCCAGACGUAGGAAUGGAGAUGAGAGCACAGCCCAGGAACCUGCUGAAAGACAGUGAUACUCAGAGCAGUCCCGGCAAAGGUUGUGUCUCGUGCUAUACAGUUUCACCAGAGUGAACCGCAACAUUCCCAUACUCUGUUACCCAUGGACACAAGCAAAGUGAAAACCCCAUCUGAAACCGUUUUCACUGAUGUCCAUAUUGACCCCAUUCCAGGUGGAUGACCGUGGCUGGUGCUAGAGUUCAGUUGUCUCUAGGAAAAAUAGCCCUCUCUUGGAUCUACUUAAACAGUAAGGAGAAAAUAAGGAUAACUUGGAGAACUGCUUGGCUGUCUCAUCUUUAACCUUUUCCUAGUUAGCCUCAACUGUUGACUUGACAUAGGUUAGAGUCACAUGAGAACAGAGUCUCGAGGGAAUAGAUUGGUUUGUGGGUACGUCCUUAGGGAUCGUCUUAAUUGUUCAUUGGUGUGGGAGUCCCUGUCCACUGUGGGCAGCACCAUUCCCUAGGCAGGUGAUCCUGGACUCUGUAAGAAAAGUGUGAGCUUGUGAGUGAGCCAGCAAGCAGCAGAUCCUCCAUGGUUUCUGCUUUAACUUUCUGCCCAGACUUUCCCCAAUGACAGACUGUGUCGUGCCAGAAUAAACCAUUUGCUCCCCUAAAUUGCUGUUGGUUGAAGUGUUUUAUCAGAAACAGAAAGGAAACUAGGAGAAGCCUGAGUUUGACAUGGCUCUUUAGUCUGGCUGAGGAAGAUGCCAGAGCUCAGACACAUGGAAAGACUUACUGUAAUAUACCUCCACCCACCAUGCUCCAUGCUGGACCCCCAGCUCCUCAACCCAUACCUUUCCCACUUCACAGCUCUCAGUGGGACGUUGGAGUACCACCUCUCCACGUCCUGUGGGGUGUCUUGGAUCUCUAGAACACACCUCAAGGGUAUCUGGAGGUUUCCAUUUGGUUCUCCCUGCUGAGGAUGCCAACCAUUUGAAAUGAAUUCCAAAGAACAUCUGGUGAGAGAGAGAAUGAGUGCAGGGCCAGGUACAUGCAAUCACACUCAAACUGUUGACAUGUCUGCAUUCUUUUCUGUGUGGAGAGCAGGUUACCACCCAGUUAUAUGUUUGUGUGUACUAUAUGUGCACAUGUACGGCAGGGAGUGAAGACAUGGGGGAGCCAUGGCGACUCUGCCACCCCCCCACCCCCCUUUUCUCUUCAGGGCUGUGCCAAGCAUCGAUCCUUUGGGAUGAUGAGGAUAUAAAGCAGUAGACAGGCCUCAGGGCUUUCAGACUUGGCUGGAUCAAAUCGGGCUUCUUUGCUGACUUUGUGGCUGAGCAACACCGGUGUUUUAAUGGGAAAACUCUUUAAAAAAAUGUCUGAGUUAAUGAAAUCUUCGUCUAAUAAUCAUAGGACCAUGGGGCCCUUCUCUGAAGCACUCUGACUAGAUGGUUCUGGAAAAACUUACACUCCCAAUGCUUGACCUUGGAACUGAUCUGCAUGAUAUGGUAGCCGCCAGCCACAUGAGCUGUUUGGCUUUAAGUUAGUUAAAAUCAAAUAAAUGUAAAUUUCCGGUUCCAGCACGUUGGUCCUACUUGGAGUAUUUGAUAACUUCUGUGGGAACUGGCUACAGAGUUGACCAACAUAGAGACAGACAUUUUCCCUCAUCAUAGAAGUUUCUGUCAGACAGACUUUUCCUAUCUUAUGUCCCAAGAGGAGAACGAUUACAUCCUAUUCAUCACCAUAUUCCCAGCCCAUAGAUACAGUGCACUGUUUACAGAAAAUGCUCAAUCAAACACCCACUAAAGGAGAGAAAUCACGACAACCUGUGUUAAGUGAUCGUUCAUAAACAUUGUUCAAUUUUGAGAAUGUUUUCAAAUAAAUCUUCACAUCCGUAA
Messenger RNA from Rattus norvegicus (Norway rat), 5683 nucleotides. The record is from RefSeq and is a predicted model, not a curated record. NCBI's taxonomy places the organism in Eukaryota, Metazoa, Chordata, Mammalia, Rodentia, Muridae.